This is a messenger RNA of Leptidea sinapis, 6557 nucleotides long. Its product is annotated as E3 ubiquitin-protein ligase TM129. Gene Ontology annotation, molecular function: ubiquitin protein ligase activity. Gene Ontology annotation, cellular component: membrane; endoplasmic reticulum. The record is from RefSeq and is a predicted model, not a curated record. Lineage: Eukaryota; Metazoa; Arthropoda; Insecta; Lepidoptera; Pieridae. Gene Ontology annotation, biological process: protein ubiquitination. Bases 1806 to 2921 code for a protein of 371 amino acids. The transcript has 5 exons.
ACUCUCUUUAUAACAAACUUCAGAAACUUUCUCAUUAUAUAGAUUCAUCUGCAUAUUGGUCAAAUAAAAAACCACCUUGUCUAAUCAAUAGUUUUAAGAAAUUUAUCAACAUAAAAGCUCCUAUUCAUCGAUCCAUUAAUUAUCCUCUUUUCAGUACUAGCUUUGAAGCAUUAAUGUUGCUUCCAGAAAUUAAUUUUAACUCAGAUUUAAAUAAGCACGAUAUUAGUACAAAUUUUUCGUUUAAUCUUCUUAAAAAUACUGUUUGGGUUGAUUACCAUCAUAUUUACACAGACGCGUCUAAACAUUCCUCCUCGGAUCCCGUUGGUGUAGGUGUCUAUCACGCUCAAUUUAAAAUAUCACAGAAAAUUAAACUACCUCCGGAAACAUCGGUGUUUACUGGGGAAUGUUAUGGUAUUUUUAAGGCUAUUGAAUAUAUUAUUCUAUUUAAACUUCCAAAAACAAUAAUUUUCUCUGAUUCAAAAAGUGCCUUACAGACUGUAAGGCACUCAAUAGGUUCCCAUUUAAAUCAAAAAACAUUUCUUCUGUUGUCAUAGAAUUAAGAAAUCUAUUAAAUAAAUGCAAUCACUUUGGUCUUUCUGUGUUGUUUGUAUGGAUCCCCAGCCAUAGCGACAUUCCUGGUAAUAUAAAAGCAGACCAACUAGCUAAUGAAGCCGUGGUCGAUGGCGACAUUUUCCCUUAUAAAGUUUUUUGCCAGGAUCUAGGUGCUCUUCCUAUAGUUCACCUUCAGGAUUGUUGGAAAAGACUUUGGACUGAAACUGGUCAAUCAAAAGGCAGGAAAUAUUUUAACCUUCAGCCACUUAUUUCAUUUAAACCAUGGUUUUUCCGUGCCAAAUGCAAUAAGUUAGUAUGUUCUUCUAUCAUAAGAAUGCGUUUGGGUCAUGUUUGCAUUCCUGUUCAUCUUAACAGAUUAGGCAUUGUAUCUACUGACAUGUGUGAAUGUGAAUCCGAUAAAUGUGAUCUAGAUCACAUUUUCUUUUCAUGUUCUCUAUACGACCGCUCCUCAUUCCUGAAUGAUCUAAUAUCUCUUAAUGUUCCUUUUCCUACCUGUAUAUCCUGUCUAAUUAUGUAUCCAUGUAAAUUUUAUAAAAUAUUGUCAUCUUUCAUUCUUCAGAAUCAUAUCAAAGUUUAAAUAUUUGUAAUGUUGUGUAAGUAGCAAGUAUAUAUGUAUAUUUAUGAAAUUUUUAAUAUCCGUUUCGAUCCUCUUUCUACUUAUCUGAUCCUUUCCCGUGUUCCGUAUCCUUUUUUAACUUAGUUUCCCAAUCUUUUAAUUUACGUUAUUGGCAAAAAGUAAACGCUAUUGCCAAAAGAAGAAAAAAAAAAUAACUAUUUUAUUACCUAGGUAUUGAAUUUAAAAUAAUAUAACAGACCUACAAAUCACACAAUUAUAGCUGUAACAAAAUACUGCUGUUACUUAGACCUACUAAAUACUCCUAAUCAUUUGUAUAUUCUAUUCUAUUCUUCCUACUGUGGCUUUGAUUGAUUUUGAUUUGAUAAUCUUGUCACAGUGACAACCGGUGAUAUUUUAAUACCUGUGGGGCGUGGGCUGUGACGACAAAUACGUCUCACCCAUAAUUGUGAUUGUUUAUUUGUAAAAAAUAUUAUUGGCUACAUAAAAUUUAAGUUUUGUAACUUGUGGGAUUUAAUGGCGUGCUUAUUUAUCUGAUAAUUUUUGUUUGGAGUAGGAUUUUUGAACAACAAUUCCUUGGACAUAGUUGUAGAUACUUUUAUUUGCGUAGAUAUCCGAUUACUAGAUUUGCCUUAGGUAACAAGGCAGUGCUAUCAAAAUGGAUAUAAUGAUAACACUUUUCUACGCUUUAUUCUCUUUUUGUGUCGUGUAUCCACCUUCAGAGUUUGUGGCAGCUGGCUUUACAAUAACUCAAAUUUUUGAUAACUUCCUUGGUUCAGAGAGCACAAAUUUUAUAAAGUACCACAUGAAAAGGAUAACUAUCACAUCUCUUAUCCAUGCAUCGUUACCGCUCGGAUACGUUUGCACGCUGUGGUGCUGCGGUGAGCGCGGGGAAUGGAUGCCAGCCUCAGCACUUGGGGCUGCAAUAAUUCCUAUGAUUAUGCUGUUUCAAAUAAUAUUAUGGUGGGAGCAUGAUAAAAGCAAGCAUCCGGUUGUACGAGCUUUAAAACCGUAUGUGAACCAAGCCACUGGGAGCGAUUGGAGAAUUUUAGCUGCUGAUUUCAAUAUUGAGUUUCACAGAGUGGAUAAGGUUUUGCUACCUCUGAACAGUGUUAGCAAAGUGAUAGCCACCCAAAACUGGUUGAUAAAAGUAACGCCAUAUAAUGUAAAUAUAGUAAAACAACUAGACUGUUCUCUGGUUGCCACGGCUGCUGAUACACACAAUCUAUCACCAAGUGGAGAAGAUGAAGUGCAAUAUGUGAAUGUAGAGGUUAUACCUUCCCGUGAUGAUGUCAAGAGGUUCAGUUUCCGGAUGUCAAAUACUGCACUAAGAGAACUGCAGCCAAGGUUGAUGAGGCCAAUGAGAGUUCCAGAAAGUAUCUCCCUGAUCCCACCACUUAUAGAGAGAUUUGUGGAGGUUUUUAAGACCAACAUAGCAAAGAAUCCUAUGUAUUACUAUGACAAUGAUGAAGUAGAGCAAUGUAUUGGUUGCAUGCAGAACCAAGCAGAUGUGAAGAUAGUCAACAGAUGUGAGCCGGCGCAGCCCGGGCCCGCUGACGGCCAGCGACCGCAGCCCCCUUGCUCGCCGUGUAACUGCAGAGUGCUGUGGUGCGCCUCGUGCAUGGCUCGCUGGUGGGCCACGCGAGGGCCCGACGCGCCGGCCCAGUGGCUCAGCAGCCGGGGCUCGUGUCCCGUCUGCCGCGCCACCUUCUGUCUGCUGGACGUCAGCUUCGCCUGCAGCCGGAGCAUCGCCCCGCCUGCUGUUCAACACUGAACUGUACAGCUGUGACUCCUUUCUUUAGGUUUAACGGGAUGAGAGGACACUUAUUCCCGUGGACAUGGCGACCCCUUUCGGAUGAUAAUUCUAAGUUUUGUCCAUCCAUACCCCUUUGGCAUAUAUGCUUGAAUAACCUAGAGCUUCCGGGUUGGAAUCCCGGAAGGUGCAAACAUUUAUAUGAUGAAUAUGGAUGUUUGUUUCCUUACAAUAUUACAUAUUUAUUAAGUAGAAUAGAUGUAGAUGACAAUUGUAAUAACCAAAGAUAGAUCUCUUAUUAUUAUUCCAUUAGUUUUCCAGCAAGUCCCUUAUUGCUGACGUCUCUAGAGGUAGGCAGACAAUCUGUAUUAGAUAUUAUUGGACUUGUGUUAGGAAAGUACUUCGAUGUUCCUUAUAUUUACAAAUUAAAUAUGUACAUGCGAUGUUGCUUUUGAUGUUUUAUGUAACAUAACCUAUAAGUACUUAUUUUAUACAUCCCCUAUUUUCUUAAAAAACUUUUUUGUAUAAAAUUUAACAUAUAAUCCAACAUAUUCGAUAAAAUGCAGUAUUCUCGUAAUCCCCCAUAUAUUUUAGAUUAUGCAGUAAUUACCAGAUAGCCUUUAUUUAAUAAUGAUAUAACAUUUAGACCCAAACUUUACUUAGAGGGGUAUCCUAGCUGCGAUUUUUUGGUGAAUAAAAUCAAGUUCUUCUAUAGGCAUGCCUCUCCCAUUUAGUUCUCGCAAUAACGAAUUACCAGAGGAGUACCUAACCUUUAAAGUGAGGGAGUCAGGGUAAGACCUACGUGACGGCAGAAGUCUCUUCCAAAUAUACCUAUUUCUCAAUUUGUCCUUUAUGAAGUGUUUUGAGUGUAAGAAGAAUGGAAAGGCUUCGCCUAUUUUCAUAUAAUAUACCUAUUCUUUAAGGCCUAUCGCAGACGACAGACUAUCCGUGACGCAUUUUUGUGUGUUAUAAAAAAACGGUGUAAUAAACUGUGAUAAUAAAACCGAUAGAAUUAUAUGCAGUAACGCAUACGACGAAAAAAGUGACACACAAAGUAUCCUCGUAGAUCUGACAGACCGCGCCGCACCUCGCCGUACAAAAAGUGUGCCAAAAAAACAUAAUGUUCGCGUCAUCAGUCAUCACGCGCUAACGCAGACGACGCUCACUUUAGUCUGUAGUCUGCACUUGCAAGUAUUAUGAAUGACGUGUAUCAUGGCGCUAGAUAUCCAUAUAUCGAUGUUGAUUCAAGAAAUAGAAAACAGACCAGAACUGUAUGAUACAUGUUUGGCAGAGUAUUAAGACAGUUUAUAAAGAAAAUUGUGGGAUGAAGUGUGCAAAUUUAUCUGGAUAUAGUUUUAGAACUGGAUGUUUAAUAUGACAGUCCCUUUAAUAAUCUUUUUGAAAGAAUAGGGUGAACCCAAAAUUCUCUAUUGCUUCUUUUUUUUAUAUUUCAAAUACGAAAUAACACACCGCAAACUCUGUGCUUCCAUUGCGUGAAUUGAGUCUGUGUAAUCUGCCAAAACAUUUUGCGCGCAACGCCGACCUUUUGUGUGCCGCAGACUCAAAAAAAAAAAGUGGGUUCUGCAAUAGGCCUAAUAAAACGUAUAAAAUAAUUAUACUUAUUGAUGGAUACCGGUGUCGUUGCGCAUGAAUAUUUAAUAUGUUUAUUAAUUAAUUAUAAUGAAAAAAUUUUAUUUUCAUUAUAUGGUCUGUUGACGGAUCUGGUUUUUUUUACAUAUAUAACGACAAGUUUGACUUUUUUAGUACCUACGUAUAUCACAAAAUUACAUAAAACUGGAUUUUUUUUAUCGGUACAAAAAAACUCCAUACAAUUCUUUACAGUUCUUGUGCUACAUGAUGCAAUAUUUGAAUUUGAAUUUUAAUGUUGGUUGGUUUUGUCACAAAUUGAAUUUAUUCACAUUUUUAAUUUUACCAGGUAGGUACCUAAUUGUUAUGAAUGGGACGGCUUAGCCACAUGCUAUCUAUUCUAAAUGUUUUUAAUGACAUAUUUUUAUAUCAGGGGUUAAAGUAUGAAUUAUAUUCCGAUUUGUACUAAAAAUUGAAAUUAGAUUUUUUUUAUUUAACAUAUUUAUUUAAUUAAAAUAAUUACCAUUAUUAUUGCUGCCAUCUAAUAGGAAGGUCAUUUAUGCCUUUGCUAUAGAACUGUGGUGGUCUAGAUUUUAAAAGAAGAACUACAUAGGUACCAUGUGGAAAAAGUUUCACUCAAAAAUCUCAAAACAUGAAGGUUCUCUGUUAAUUCGAAGUACCUAUUACAGUAAAUCAGCAAUUUCAUACUAUAACCCCUAUUAUAAUAUUAUAGUGGUGCACGAUAUUGUACUUCAUUUAUUCUUAUACUCUAUGAUACAGGUUGUCCCUAAGUUAUGGGACAUGAAGGGAAAGUACCUUAAAUAUCGAAGAUAGGCUAUUUUACUGAAAGAAGACUUUGUGUUAUUUUUAAAAGUUAGUAAUUCUGCAUUCAAAGGUUUUCUAAAAAUUACUUGCCUCGUCUGGGAAUAGAACCGACUUAAAUGUAAAAAAACACCCCUUCUCUUAUGAUGCCAAUCGAAAGUAUGGCCAAAAACUAAUAACUCUUCUUAAGUAAUAUAUUAUUUAAUCUUUGAAUGCAGAAUUACUAACUUUUAAAAAUAACAAAGUCUUCUUUCAGUAAAAUAGCCUAUCUUCGAUAUUUAAGGUACUUUCCCUUCACGUCCCAUAACUUUGGGACACCCUGUAUGUGUAUUAGGUAUACUACCUACAUAUGUCUAAAUUAUUUUAAACCUAACUUCAUGAACAAGACUUAUUACGAUCGACUCUUUUCUCGAUAGUCUCUAGGAUCUUUCUAAAUGUAUAGUUUUGUACUCUAUUUUAACUUUUAUUUUAUUAUUUUGUAAGGAAUUAUGAUAAAUUAAUGUUGCCAUUUAGAGUCUUAAGUUUGAGAUUCAUUUUGAAAAAAUACGUUAUUUUAUACUUAAAUGAGAAGGUAUACUUGUUAUGACGUUUAUAUAGCUUAAAAAAACUGAUUGAUUUGUGGUAUAUUUUUCUAUCUGCAACCUUGCUUAUUAUUUAAAAGAUGGGUAUAACUUUAGAUCAAGGAUUGGUCUCCGCUGCGGUCCAACUAGAUACCGUACUAGCUAAGAACAAUAGCUUUUUAAUGUACAUCUUGACACUCAUUGGCAUCUUUCAAAUUUUGUAAAAUACGGUUCUUGUUAUUUUUCAUUGAAAUUAAUAAAAUACUUACUGUUAAUAUGUGAUCCCAGUGUCUUUCUUAUUUCUUGUAGUAUUUUUUUUUACAAAGUUUUACUACGUAAGCCGGCUUUUUAGUUUCAAUUAUUAGCAAAGUUUACCAGAACAUGUGGCACGUCAACGUCACAUAUUGUUCCAGACUGGCUGGAGUACGCCCAUUUGGUCAUAGUAAAAGUUGGCGCAUUUUGCGAUUACGCCUGCAGUAUCUACUUGGAGUACAAGAGACCAAUUCCUAAUCUUAGGGUAUAACAUAAUAUUAAAGUGUUGAUUAUGAAAAUAAUUCGAGUCCUAUGUGUACCUUCUUGAUACCAUGUAGGUAGCAUUGUUAAUGUUUGAUGUCUAUAUUAUGUAGUUUAAAAUAAACGCCAUGAUAUAUAUUGGAUCUUAAUCAUAAAAUAUAGAUGUUUAAAUGUA